Molecule: messenger RNA, 4331 nt
Organism: Carlito syrichta (Philippine tarsier)
Lineage: Eukaryota; Metazoa; Chordata; Mammalia; Primates; Tarsiidae
Gene: SSC5D
Product: scavenger receptor cysteine rich family member with 5 domains
Exons: 13
Coding region: 1-4245 (1414 amino acids)
Cellular component (GO): membrane
Source: RefSeq, a predicted model, not a curated record
AUGAGGGUCCUGGCCUGCUUCCUCGGCCCCCACCGCGGCUGGAAGGCCCACAUCUGCUCCCAUGAGGAGGACGCGGGCGUCGUCUGUGCAGGGCAGCGUGUGGCUAACUCGAGGGAUGGCCCCACCUCCCCGCUGGAUGGGGAUCCGUGGCCAGGGCUGUCUGGGGAGCUGAGCCUCAGCUCGGAGGAGCCCCCGGUGACACCUGCACCCCGCCCAGCCGGGAGCCCCCAGAACGGCUCCCGCAAGAAGAGCCCCCGGCCCAAGCAGGCCAAGUCCACCCGGGCCCCUGUGCUGACAACCGGAACCCCCCGCCAAGAGCGGCUGCGCCUGGUCUCAGGUCCCCACGGGUGCGCCGGCCGCCUGGAGGUCUGGCACGGAGGCCGCUGGGGCACCGUGUGUGACGAUGGAUGGGACCUGCGCGACGCUGCUGUGGCCUGCCGGGAGCUGGGCUGCGGGGGGGCACUGGCCGCCCCCGGGGGCGCCCGGUUCGGGCCUGGUGUGGGGCCUGUCUGGAUGGACGACGUGGGCUGUGGAGGAGGAGAACAGGCCCUCCGCGACUGUCCCCGAAGCCCCUGGGGCCGCAGUAACUGCGACCACAGCGAGGAUGCCGGGCUGGUCUGCACUGGCCCAGCCCCCCGACUGCGCCUGGCCGAUGGCCCCCACGGGUGCGCCGGCCGCCUGGAGGUCUGGCAUGGCGGGCGCUGGGGCACCGUGUGUGACGACGCCUGGGACCUGCGUGAUGCCGCCGUGGCCUGCAGAGAGCUGGGCUGUGGGGGGGCGCUGGCCGCCCCUGGGGGCGCCUUCUUUGGAGAGGGGUCUGGACCCAUCAUCCUGGAUGACCUCCGGUGUCGGGGAAACGAGACGGCCUUGCGAUUCUGUCCGGCGCGGCCCUGGGGCCAGCAUGACUGUCACCAUCGUGAGGACGCGGGGGCCGUGUGUGAUGGCAUGCCCCUGGGUGUUGUCCCUCCCACGGCCCCUGCAGUGGACAGCAACAGAUCCACGUCCAGGGAGGCAGCCUCCAGGCCUCUGACCACCAUGGUGAGCCAGGCCCCGGGGACAGCAGAUGCUGCACCUCCGCCAACCUCUCCGACAGCCCCGCGGGAGCCUGGGCCGGAAGCCGGGUCCCCCCAGCUGCGCCUGGUGGCUGGGCCCAGCAGAUGCUCAGGUCGGCUGGAGGUGUGGCAUGACAGGCGCUGGGGGACUGUGUGUGACGAUAGCUGGGACAUGCGGGACUCAGCCGUGGUCUGCCGGGAGCUGGGCUGUGGUGGACCUCGACAACCGGACCCUGCUGCUGGCCGCUUUGGCUGGGGCGCAGGCCCCAUCUGGCUAGAUGAUGUCAGCUGUGUGGGGACCGAGGCUUCACUGUCCAACUGCCCUGCUGCUCCCUGGGGGAAGCAUAACUGCGCUCACAAUGAGGAUGUUGGGGUCACCUGCACUGGGCCCCCUGGCCUGGACUCCAUCUCAGACCCCUUCAGUUGGAGCUGGGUCCCUGGGCUAGGUAGAGACCAGGAUGCCUGGCUCCCAGGAGAGCUGGCCACCAAGCCCUCCACAAGUCUGACCCCCAGUGUUCCAGAGAAAACAACCACGAAGGUCCCAGGGAAGAUGCCUAAGAGUACUAAGAAGUGGGUGACGAAAAAUGCAAAGAGACCAACCACUCAACCCCCUGGGAUGCCAACCACUAAUCACUCCAGGGGCCCGAGCGCCCAAAGCCCCCCAGAACUAACCUCACAGACCACUACAACUCUGACCACUGAGACCUCCCACAGAUGGACCCCACAUACCACCAUCACGCUAACUCCUCAGGCACCCCGGGAACAGACCACUAAGACCAUGGUAAUGCUGACCACUCACAGCCCCCGAGAAACAACCUCUGAGGCCACCAUCAACAGGAUCCCUCAGGCCUCCCUGGAGUCAUCCACCAAGAUCCCAGCAGAAGGGUCUCCAGAGUCACCUCAAAACCUGGCCCCCUCCCCCACUGCAAGCACCCCUGGGGAGUCAGGCCUGUUCCGGGUUCGUCUGGCCGAUGGGCCCAACCGGUGUGCUGGUCGGCUAGAAGUAUGGCAUGCUGGACGCUGGGGGACAGUGUGUGAUGACAACUGGGACCUGCGGGAUGCCACUGUGGCCUGCUGGGAACUGGGCUGUGGAAAGGUCCGGCCCCGUGUGGGCAAAACGCACUAUGGCCCUGGGACCGGGCCCAUCUGGCUGGAUGACAUGGGUUGUAAGGGAAGUGAGACCUCAUUGAGCGACUGCCCCUCAGGGGCAUGGGGGAAGCACAACUGUGACCACGAGGAAGACGUGGGGCUCACCUGCACUGGCUAUGCCAACGAUGAUGAUUAUCCCCCCUGGACCUGGGACCCCACCUCAGGAGAGGAUCUGAGCAAGGGGACCACCGUGGCAGGGGUGCCUGGACACACUCUCUCCUGGGGUACCACCAGGCGCCCAGGGAUCCCCUCGCCGGCAACAAGGCGCCUGCCAGACACAGGUGGCAAGGAUGGCUACAGACCUCCCUGGAUGUGGUAUGCUCAUUCGGGAAGGGGCCGGAUCAAGGGGGCCCCCACUGCAGACACGCCUGGGACCUCUCUUGCUGCUGGCACCACCAGGAGCCCAGGCUACCCUUCUCCAGCUCCAAGGGCCCACGGGGACACAGGUUCUCCGAGGAAACUGUGGCCCGAGCGCCGACUGCCGCGGCCCACUGCGGCCAGGGCAGCGCCUCCCACCUCGUGCCCGCGUUCCUCUGCCUCGUCAGGGACGCCAGGCCCACCGCGGACCUCUGACUCUGGUCCACAGCUCAUCCCCGACUCGGCUUCCACGCCGGAGGCGACCUCCGAACCUCCUGACACUUCGCCCCCAACCCUAGACCCGGCCUCCCGGCUGGACCCUUAUGUCUUCUUGACAACCCCUGGCCUUGCUUUGACCACUCCUGACUCCAUUGUGCUUCCAGCGCUGACCCCGGAGCUCUCGCCCACUGCACCACCCACCUCCCCCAAAGAGCUGACGUCUGACCCCUCUGCACUGUCAGAAGUGACCAGCCUUUCCCCCAACUCAGAGCUGACCCCAGAAUCGGACACAGCCGCAGACUUGGGCACAACUCCGUACCCGAAUACAGUCCCAGAAUCUUCUGGGCCACCAGACUCCUCCACAAGCCCUCUCUCCACUGUCACCCAUCAUCCCACCAUGGCCCCUCACUUCCCUACCACCACUCACCCCUCUACGACCCCUCACCCCUCCACAACCCCUCACCCCACCACAACCCCUCAGCCCUCCACGAGCCCUCAGCCCACCACGACCCCUCAGCCCACCACAACCCUUUACCCCACUACCCCCACUCACCCCCCCACGACCCCUGACCCCACCAUGAUCUCUCAACCCACCACAACCCCUCCACCUCCUGCAACCUCUCAGUCCAUCACCACAACUCACCCCGCCAUGACUCCUGACCACUCUGCAACCCCUCGAUCCCCUACAAGCCCUCAACCCAUCACCGCCACACACUCUGACUUGACUCCUGAUCCCUCUACAGCCCCUCCCAUCACUACCAAGUCUCUUCCAGCCUCUGCAGGGACAGAACUUUCCUAUCCCACUCCAGGCCCAUCGGCCACGUCCAACGUGCAUCCCCAACUGACCCUCACAGCCCCUGCCCCUCGCGCCUCCACGUCCCAGAUGCUGAUCCUAGAACCUUCUCCAGCCUUGGAGUCCAGUUCCUCCGAGUCCUCCACAACCCCAAGCAUGGGCCCAUUGUCCACUGAGGAUUUCACACCAUCCAGAAGCCAGAGCUCCAGACUAACCCCUUCACCGGCCCAGACCCCACACUCAGACUCUGACCCCACCUUGACCCCUGACCUCCACCUCUCCCCCAUGGCCCACCCCUUGGAUCAACCUCCCCCUGACCACCCCACCCUAGGGCCAACCCCCGGUCUGAGCCCAGGCCCCCUUGGCCCAUGUGUGGCCCCAAAACCACCUGUAAGGGUCAUGGCUUGCGAGCCGCCUGCCCUGGUGGAGCUGGUGGCAGCUGUGAGGGACGUGGGUGGUCAGCUGCAGAGGCUGACACAAGUCCUGGAACAGGACCGGCAGGAGCGCCAAGUCCUGCAGCUGGGGCUGACCCACCUGGUAGAGGCUGCCCAGGGUCUGGGGCAGCUGGGUGAGGCUGUGAAGAGACUGGCAGAGGUGGCCUGGCCCCCCAGCAUGCCUGCACCAACCACCACUACCCCAGAGGAGGAAGAGAGGCCUCUGAGGGGAGAUGUGUAACCUACUCUGGGAUUUGGGGGGCUUAGGACUCUCCCAACCAAAAAAAGAAUACCAAAAUAUCUAAUUAAAAACAAGGUGUGAGUGGU